Daldinia caldariorum is the source of this 534-nucleotide messenger RNA. RefSeq lists its product as uncharacterized. Bases 1 to 534 code for a protein of 177 amino acids. The transcript has 2 exons. NCBI's taxonomy places the organism in Eukaryota, Fungi, Ascomycota, Sordariomycetes, Xylariales, Hypoxylaceae. The record is from RefSeq and is a predicted model, not a curated record.
AUGCCUUCUCUUAGCAUGCCCUCUCUUACCAACCUUUUUACCCCCAAGCUGGCCGUUGCCAAGCCCUUCCUCAAGCUCGCUUCGAAGGUCACCAUCUACGGCCUCAUCGCCCUGGGCACCAUCGAAGUCCUGCGAGGAGGCCCUUCAGUUCGAAUGAUGAAGAUCCUCAUUGGCAAUAAGAAAGCCUGGGACCCUCGCUCGCCCGACAAUCUCGGCAUCGUCAAGUACACCCAGCUGUGGUGCGCCAGCUGGUGGCACUGCACUAUCCGCGCUCCGUCCAAGUACGUGGUUAGGAAGUUCAAGGCCCUGGCCAACAAUAUCCGACGCUCUUACAUCGGCAACUGGAUUUCCCGCAAGGGAAAGAAGGACGGCACCAACGAUUCUGACGGUGUUGACUCUGAGAGAGUCUCCGCCUUUCAGGAGAUGUUUGACCGAGCGGUCGCCGAGGCCGCCGCUGAGUCGGCUCGCGCCUGCUUUCCUAGGGGCCCCCCCGCCGCCGCCGAAGAAGAAGAAGUAGAGAUUCGAUACUGGUGA